Messenger RNA from Paecilomyces variotii, 927 nucleotides. RefSeq names its product casein kinase II beta subunit CKB1. NCBI's taxonomy places the organism in Eukaryota, Fungi, Ascomycota, Eurotiomycetes, Eurotiales, Thermoascaceae. Gene Ontology annotation, molecular function: protein kinase regulator activity. The transcript has 3 exons. The record is from RefSeq and is a predicted model, not a curated record. Bases 1 to 927 code for a protein of 308 amino acids. Gene Ontology annotation, cellular component: protein kinase CK2 complex; cytoplasm.
AUGUCGUCGUCUGAAGGCGCCCCCGAAUCGUGGAUCCCCUCGUUUUGCUCCCUGAUAGGCCAUGAGUACUUCGCGGAGGUGUCCGAGGAUUUUAUCGAGGAUGACUUCAACCUGACGGGGUUGCAGUCCCAGGUGCCCAUGUACAAGGAGGCAUUGGAGAUGAUCCUCGACAAACCGCUGGGUUACCGGAGGGCUGGAGACCGAAGGCAUAUGCGCGUGGCAAGCGACUUGAGCGUCAUAGAGAGUUCCGCAGAGCUGCUUUACGGGUUGAUCCAUCAGCGCUAUAUCACCUCUCGACCAGGCAUCCAGCAGAUGCUGGAGAAGUACGAGAUGCAGCAUUUCGGUGUCUGUCCCCGUGCCUUUUGCAAUGGAUGCAAGGUCCUGCCGGUUGGUCGUACGGAUACCCCUGGACAGGAUACGGUCAAGCUUUUCUGCCCCAGCUGCCAGGACAUCUAUACGCCUCCCAAUAGCCGGUUCCAAUCUGUUGACGGUGCAUUCUUCGGUACGACAUUUGGCUGCCUGUUCUUCAUGACCUUUCCGGACUUGGACAUCGGGCCUCCAAACCAGCCGACACAGAUCAACGGUAUGCUGACGUCCAACCUCGCUCCCGGCCUGGGCCGUGGCAAGGUGUACGAGCCGCGAAUCUAUGGUUUCCGAGUCUCUGAGCGCGCCAAGUCUGGACCCCGUAUGAAGUGGCUUCGAAUGAAGCCUGAUGAUAUCAAUGAGCUUAAUGAGGCAGCGAUAUACCACGCGACUCAUGCUGACGAGGAAGGAGGCGAUGAUGGCGACACGGAGAUGAGUACAGUUGGAGCCACAGCACAGCAGGCAGCGAUUAAUAGGAGGAAGAAGGCACCUCUUCGGAGACGCAGGCCGGCGGCCUCGAGUAAUGUCGGCCAGAUGAGUCUUAAUGGUGGAGAGGCCGGUUAA